Molecule: messenger RNA, 618 nt
Organism: Microthlaspi erraticum
Lineage: Eukaryota; Viridiplantae; Streptophyta; Magnoliopsida; Brassicales; Brassicaceae
Source: the annotation of a GenBank genome assembly
AUGUAUGCUGAUAAAUUGGAGGGUGGGUCUGGGAGUAGGAAAGUGGUAAACGAACGUAUCAAUGGCGGUUCUCGCGACAUCUCUACUCGCUUGCGACAAGUGACCGGGAAGAGGCAAAGGCAGGACGACAAAUGGGAGCAUGAUCUUUUCAGUAGUAACAAACCUCAACUUUCAAAUCGCAGAGUUGAUCCUAGAGAUCUUCGCCUGAAGCUCCAGAAGAGACAUCAUGGGUCCCAAAGUGGGCGAGAAGCUGGUUCGGGGAUGCGGGACUUACGGGAAAAGCUCUCUGGGACAAUGAAUCUUCAACCAAAGAACAGUGACCCGCCAAAAUCUAAAGUGGAGGCUGCUAGACCAAGCAUGAAGAGCGUAGCGACUGAUACUGCAACAGAGACUAGAAAAACUCCCAACCAGGCUACCAAGAAGAAAUCACAGCUGGCUGGUACAUCCGUUGAUAGCUUUCUGGAAUCAUUGGGUCUGGAGAAAUACUCGACCGCUUUUCAAGUGGAAGAAGUUGAUAUGGAUGCUCUCACGCAUAUGACAGAUGAUGACCUCAAGGCUAUGCUCAUACCAAUGGGACCGAGGAAGAAGAUACUUCUUGCUUUGGGAUCUAAACGCUAA